CGCAAGCCAAGGGCGGACUGUUCCUUUCAGUGUAUUCCUGCAAGUGGCCAAAUGAAGCCUAAGACCAUUUGUAUGCUGGUUGUUUUGGUAGUGAUAGCCGUUACUGGAUAUGGACAACAAAGUGGCCGGCGGCAGGCGAGGUCCCUGUCGCAGGCGAGCAGCCAGGCUUCAUCCUACGGCUCUGGCGGCGUGGGGGGCUACGGCCCCUUAGGCUAUGGUCUGGGAGCCCUGGGGGGAUCCCCCUACCCAUACCCUGGGGGAUUUGGUGGCUACCUUCCGUCAUACGGCGGAAAUCCGUAUCUAUCCUGGGGUCCUUAUGGUUACGGUCAACCAUUCUUUCGGUAGGAUAACUUCGGACGGAAAGAAAUUUGCAAGAAAAUCGAUUAUUCAUCUUCAAUAUUUGCUACAUAUUCUGUGUGAUUUUUGCUCAGUGACUGUAUGUAGGUUGACUCCUGUUCAUUGGUACUAAUUGUGCCAAUAUGCACCUCUAUUGCUCGAGUGAACUUCAAAGCGCAAUUGGAAUACUAGUUAUUCAUAACUUGAUGUCGUAACUUGUCAGUAUGUACACAGUUUCUCUUGUGCCUCAUGGGAGCUUUUCUUGUAACAAGAAAGUUAUAAUGAUGAUCGAUACUCUUAAAUAAUGGCUUCGUAUUUUGCAUAAAGUACCUGACGAAGCUACCAAAAAGAAUAAUUUUGUAUAUUUCUGAUAUCACUGUU
This is a messenger RNA of Schistocerca nitens (vagrant locust), 717 nucleotides long. Its product is annotated as probable peroxisomal membrane protein PEX13. The transcript has 2 exons. Lineage: Eukaryota; Metazoa; Arthropoda; Insecta; Orthoptera; Acrididae. The record is from RefSeq and is a predicted model, not a curated record. Bases 52 to 345 code for a protein of 97 amino acids.